GCCCGGCCCCAGCUCUGGUCUGCAGGUCCUCGGGUAUCAUGGGGCCCGCAGACUUCUGGGGGAAGAGCAGGAAGUCCUGGCUCUGCCUGGCCCUCAUCUUUGCUGCGUCUCUGGUUUUCUACAGGGUGGGUUUCCUGAGCCGGACCAGCUGGCUGCUAGGAUGCAGCAGCUCAUCUCAGCCUGAGGCCUGGAAGGGACACCCGACAGGGACUGAGCCCCACAGCGCAAACGGCAGCCAGACAGGUGGCGGGCAGGUGGUGAAGCUGCCCAGGAUGCUCUACCCGCAACCCCAGGUGCUGACCCCCGCCAGGACGGACGUCCUGGUCCUGACCCCCUGGCUGGCCCCCAUCAUCUGGGAGGGGACCUUCAACAUCCACAUCCUCAACGAGGAGUUCCGGCUCCGGAACGCCAGUGUCGGGCUGACCGUGUUCGCCCUCAAAAAGUGCCAUGGCUUUCUGCAGCGCUUCCUGGAGUUGGCCGAGCGCUUCUUCAUGCGAGGUUACCGGGUUCACUGCCACCUCUUCCCCGACGACCCCGCGGCCGUCCCACGGGUCCCACUGGGCCCCGGCCACCACCUGCGUGUCUUCCCCACCCAGAAGCACUCAGACUGGGAGGUGGUGUCCAUGCGCCGGAUGGAGACCAUCAGCCGGCGCAUCGCCACGAGGGCCCGCCGGGGCCCCCCGGGAGCGGACCGCCUCUUCUGCCUCCAUGUGGACCAGGUGUUCCGGAGCCCCGGGGGCCCCGAGACGCUGGGCGACCUGGUCGCGGCCAUCCACCCCGGCCACUUCACGCGUCCCCAGCAGUUCCCCUGCGAGCGCAGGCCUGGCCCCACCGCCUUCGUGGCGUGGGGCGAAGGGGACUUGUGCCAUGGGGCGGGUGCCAGGGUGUACGAGUUCACAGCGCCGCCACACGGCCACCCUGGCCGACAGGGCCAACGCGCACGGCACCGGCAGGAGCAGCCCCUGCACAAGCCCUCCAGGCUGCUGUCCCCUGAGUGCCCCUGAGGCGACAGGAAGCCACGGCCGCCCACGAUGCGCUUCUCCACCCUGGACAAGGACACCCGCUGGCUGAGGGGCUGA
Condylura cristata (star-nosed mole) is the source of this 1079-nucleotide messenger RNA. RefSeq names its product globoside alpha-1,3-N-acetylgalactosaminyltransferase 1 (gene GBGT1). Gene Ontology annotation, biological process: carbohydrate metabolic process. NCBI's taxonomy places the organism in Eukaryota, Metazoa, Chordata, Mammalia, Eulipotyphla, Talpidae. Gene Ontology annotation, cellular component: Golgi apparatus; membrane; vesicle. Gene Ontology annotation, molecular function: hexosyltransferase activity. The record is from RefSeq and is a predicted model, not a curated record.